Molecule: messenger RNA, 1678 nt
Organism: Hippocampus comes (tiger tail seahorse)
Lineage: Eukaryota; Metazoa; Chordata; Actinopteri; Syngnathiformes; Syngnathidae
Gene: rab24
Product: RAB24, member RAS oncogene family
Exons: 8
Coding region: 551-1189 (212 amino acids)
Molecular function (GO): GTP binding; GTPase activity
Source: RefSeq, a predicted model, not a curated record
CGCUUGUUUCUUCCGUCCUCAUACAAGCCGCAGUGACGUUUGUGAGUAGUUCCCACCCCAACAAACAAAGCUGAAUUCGAAUCAUACCCCGUCCCCCCCACCCCAACCCAACCCGCUUCCCGAACGCGUCGCUCAGUUCUUCUUUUAGAGCACUCAUCCACCAUUUCAAUCAGAGCCCCGGUUUGAUCAAUUGGAAACUAUGUUCAUGUUGUCUUUCUGGAACCUUAUGGAGCUCUGGCGUUUUCUGCCAUUGCGCAACAGGGGAGGGCACGUUCGCCAAUAGCAGCCGGCUUAGCUUAGCUUUAGCUCACUUGAGCUGGACAGAGAUGACAAGCGCCUUCACUGCCCCUUUGUCGCCCGUCCAAAACAUUUCGUAGCUGCCGAUGUUCACUUGACGUUUUCGGCUUUCUCUUGCUGUUGUUGUUGUUGUUGAUGGAGACGUGUUGAGUCCUGCUCGCUGCCAAGCCAGCUCUUCCUUCCUUCCUUCCUUUCUUCCUUCCUUCCGCUUUUGUCCGCCCCACCCCACACACACAAAAAAGUUUUCAGGAAUAUGAGCGGCAUGCGCGUGGAUGCCAAGGUGGUGAUGUUGGGCAAGGAGAGCGUGGGCAAGACCAGCCUGGUGGAGAGAUACGUCCAUCACCGCUUCCUGGUCGGACCCUAUCAGAACACUAUCGGUGCUGCUUUUGUGGCCAAACCAAUCCAGGUGGGAGAGAAAGUGAUCACCUUGGGAAUAUGGGUGAGUCAGGUCCCUUUUUCUGGGGCAGGGAGCCAUGAAACAUUGAAGUCAGUCAAAACAAAAUGCAUAUUAUUGUCCUUAAUUUGCGUGUUUUGGUCAUUUUUAGAUCUGACCGACAGCAGCAGCUUCCAGCGAGCUCGUUUUUGGGUGAAAGAACUGCAAAACUGCGAAGAGCACUGUAAGAUCUACCUGUGCGGCACCAAAAGCGACCUGAUCCAAGGAGACCGAAGUCUUCGUCAGAUCGACUAUCACGACACUCAGGACUUUGCUGAAGAGAUCGGAGCGCAGCAUUUUGAGACCUCCAGUAAAACGGGAAGCAACGUGGAUGAGCUGUUCCAGAAGGUGGCCGAAGACUACAACAACGCCACUUUCCAGUAUAUGACAGAAGAAACGGGAGUGAACUUGGGCCAGAAGAAAGAAUCCUACUUCUACUCGUGCUGCAACAGCAACUGAUGCUGCACCGCCGAAUGGAAGAAUGUGCCGCAUCAGAACACGGACGCCGGUGGAAGAGAAGCGAGAAAAGAAAACAAGAGCAAAUGGACAUUUCUUUUGUGCCAUGAACAAAUCAUUUGGAGGAGUUUGUGCCAAGUGAAGGCUUCAAUUUAAGAACAAAUAUUUCAUCCAGAAGGGGAUCUCCACACCUGUGCUGGGUGAAGACAACCGAGCUGCUGUAACUCUAUUCUUCUGAGGGUUUUUUUUUUUGGGGGGGGUCGAUGUUUUAAGACAUGUUUUGGACUCGUUUCCACCAAAAUAGCCAAAAGGAUCAAAAAUUAGAGCACACUAAAUAAACGACGUCAACUUGUUUUGUUGGCGCGGCGUCACCUCACGCUAGUCGGCCACCCCAUAAACUGUGCCAGUGGCGAGUAUGGAUUUUGUUACCAUGGUGACUCCAGAACACCCCCUCAAAAGUGUCAAAUGUGUUUCACGAGCAAGCCCCCCCCC